UCACUUUUUUCUACCUACCUACCAACCACAUGGUUCUAUAUUACUUAUUGGGCACUGAUGGUAGCCUCCAGAAAGUGCAGCUUCAAAUGGUCAGCCUCAUCCUUUAGCAAGAAGAAAACCUGGAUACUGGAUAGCAACAACGUCUUCAGAGAAAAUGCUAUACGAAGGGAAACGAUUGGUUUCCUGCCAUUGUUUCUUCCUGUUAACAGCCAAAUUCUACUGGAUACUCACUCUGAUGCAAAGAACUCAUGGCCAGGAAUAUGCCCAUUCCAUUCGACUGGAUGGGGACAUCAUCUUGGGAGGACUGUUCCCUGUUCAUGCAAAAGGGGAUAGAGGGGUGCCUUGCGGGGAGCUCAAGAAGGAGAAGGGGAUCCACAGAUUGGAGGCGAUGCUGUAUGCAGUUGAUCAGAUUAAUAAAGACCCUGAUCUUCUUGCCAAUAUCACCUUAGGUGUCCGUAUCCUUGAUACGUGUUCCAGGGACACUUAUGCAUUGGAGCAGUCSUUAACAUUUGUGCAAGCAUUGAUAGAAAAAGAUGGUUCAGACGUGAAGUGUGCAAAUGGUGAUCCACCUAUUUUCACUAAGCCAGACAAGAUAUCGGGUGUGAUAGGUGCUGCAGCAAGUUCUGUGUCCAUUAUGGUUGCAAAUAUUUUAAGGCUCUUUAAGAUACCUCAAAUCAGCUAUGCAUCUACAGCUCCGGAACUGAGCGAUAACACCAGGUAUGAUUACUUCUCUCGAGUGGUGCCACCAGACUCCUACCAAGCACAGGCCAUGGUUGACAUCGUGACGGCCCUCGGCUGGAACUACGUCUCWACGCUGGCGUCCGAGGGCAACUACGGAGAGAGCGGCGUGGAGGCGUUCACCCAGAUCUCCAGAGAAAUCGGUGAGURGGUGUUUGUGGGCUUUGGUGUUUAUGGCUGCUGA
Malurus melanocephalus (red-backed fairy wren) is the source of this 922-nucleotide messenger RNA. RefSeq names its product metabotropic glutamate receptor 8-like. Gene Ontology annotation, biological process: G protein-coupled glutamate receptor signaling pathway; regulation of synaptic transmission, glutamatergic. The transcript has 2 exons. The record is from RefSeq and is a predicted model, not a curated record. The coding region runs from base 155 to 922 and encodes 255 amino acids. Gene Ontology annotation, molecular function: group III metabotropic glutamate receptor activity. NCBI's taxonomy places the organism in Eukaryota, Metazoa, Chordata, Aves, Passeriformes, Maluridae. Gene Ontology annotation, cellular component: membrane.